UCCUCCUUGCCAUUGUCCUCUCAUUUCUUUCUCUCUUCUUGAUCUUGAUUCAUAUACAUGCACGUGCAUCAAAAACAAGAAAUAUAUGUACUUAGUUUCUAGCUAGCUAGCAGUAAGAAUAAUUAAUAUUGAUGAUUUAGCAUAAAACUUCAUCUAUAUAUUCAUCAAGGGUAUCAACAAGGUCAUAAAGUGGAUCGAAAGCAUGGGAAGAGGCCCUUUCCUGGUGAUGAAUCAGAGGAGAAAGCGGAGGAUCAUCAAAUCUUUGAGCCGUUUUCCUCAGUUCGAUCUCAGCAAGAGAUGUCUGCCAUGGUCUCAGCUCUAGCUCAAGUGAUUGGAAUCACUGACCAAACCCCAGUGGUUCAAGUGCCCGCCGAGCCAUUGGUAAACCCCCUGCCCAGCGCCAUGGAAUUGCAUGACGAUCAACCUCCUCAACUGCAGGCUGCUCAAAAUCAAGGUAAUGUGAGGAGAAGGCACUAUAGAGGUGUGAGGCAAAGACCUUGGGGAAAAUGGGCCGCGGAGAUUCGUGAUCCAAAUAAGGCAGCCCGAGUGUGGCUUGGAACCUUCGAAACAGCCGAGGCUGCCGCACUUGCUUAUGAUGCGGCAGCUUUGAGAUUCAAAGGAAGCAAAGCUAAGCUUAAUUUCCCAGAAAGAGUUCAAGGAGGAGAUGAGUUGGGUUACCUCACAACAACUGGUCCACAGGACUUAGCAGCUGGGGGGAGUCGAAGAACUGAAUUGGCUCAUCACAAUCAGCCUCUUUCUGAUCAUCAAUAUCAACUGCAGGCAAAUCCCAAUAAUGUUAAUUUUACUCAACCUGAUCAAUAUGCACAAUAUUUUCGAGGCGGUAAUUAUGAGAACCUAAGUUAUGAUGUUUUACCAAGUACUUUUUACGAGAGAGAAAGAUCAUUUUUUUCCCAGACUUUAUCAGCUACCACUACUACAUCUUCAUCAUCAUCUUCAGUGCCCUUCGUACCAUCUCAACAAGAAGAUCAAGAUCAACAUGUGCAACAACGACAGCCCUUAAGCUUUUCUAUGGCGCAGCAGCCGUUUGGUUCUUCUUCUUCUUCGAGUUCAGACCCUUAUAAGAACAAGAAAGACUUUGGACAGAACCCUUAGUAUCAAGACAAGUUCCAAGUUUAUCUGGGGGAGAUGAAGAGAGAAUGAAAAAGUGAUCUUGGAGCAGAAGUCAUGAUUUUCAUUCUAUAUAUUUGUUUCCUUAAGUUUUCAUGCAUUAAUUGUUUGUUUUUAGUUUUAUGUUUUCUUGAAUUAAACCCUUUGUUUGUCAUGAAGCUAUAUAGUUUGCGAAAGUUGAACAGGGUUGACAUUAGAAAGCCCUAGUAUUUGUUUGACUGGAGAGAGAGAUUUUCUGGUAAUUA
This is a messenger RNA of Prunus dulcis (almond), 1373 nucleotides long. Its product is annotated as ethylene-responsive transcription factor ERF113-like. Lineage: Eukaryota; Viridiplantae; Streptophyta; Magnoliopsida; Rosales; Rosaceae. Gene Ontology annotation, molecular function: DNA-binding transcription factor activity; DNA binding. The transcript is spliced from 2 exons. Gene Ontology annotation, biological process: regulation of DNA-templated transcription; ethylene-activated signaling pathway. The coding region runs from base 298 to 1113 and encodes 271 amino acids. The record is from RefSeq and is a predicted model, not a curated record.